This is a messenger RNA of Parus major (Great Tit), 1414 nucleotides long. RefSeq lists its product as uncharacterized. The transcript has 5 exons. The coding region runs from base 259 to 1305 and encodes 348 amino acids. NCBI's taxonomy places the organism in Eukaryota, Metazoa, Chordata, Aves, Passeriformes, Paridae. The record is from RefSeq and is a predicted model, not a curated record.
CUUUUCCCAGGGCCCCCAGGAGGUGACCCCACCCCGGGGCGGGGGCUGUAGUGGUGCUGGAGCAGAACAUUCCCGGUGCCCUCCAGCGACAGCCUCCCGGGAGCUUCCCCUUGUCUCGGUUACCAGGAGACAGAGUCGCAUUCCAUGGGCACAUUCGGCAGCUUCCGAGCCUGCUGGGACGGCCCCGCACCUCCAGCCAUGGCGUAGGGCCGUCCCUCGGGCUGUUCCCGGCGCCAGGGGCUCACUCUCAGGGCCAGGAUGCCGUCCCUGCCGCAGGACUCGCCCGCCGCGGGACUGGGGACGGGGUUCCCCGUGGUGAGGGGCCCCCCCUCCGAGCUCAUAGGCUUUUAUAUCACCACCUACGAGGCGGCCUUUGGGAAGAGGCCCACGGGGUCACCCCAAAAGAUCGAGGGGUGGCGCGUUUUGGGGUUUGAGCCCCCCUGUGAAAGGAGCAUACACCCCCUCCUCGGUGUCCACACCGGCUCGGGAUACGUCACCAACAACUACUCGGCUCUCUGGUCCCUGAUCACCCCGCACGUGGAGCGGCAGGACACCGACGUGUCCACCACCUUUGAGGACUUCAAGGUCUUUGGGCAUCCGGAUUUCCAAAGGAUCUUGCCCCGGUGCGUGGAUGAGCCGGAGUGUCGGUAUCCCACUGGCUUCUCCUUUUCCCGCCUCCGUUUUGGGGAGGUGAGACCUCCAAAAUCAUCCAGAGAAAAUAGCACCUGGAGCCACUGCGCCAGUCCUACCCAGCCAGAUGUCCCACAGAAGGUGACGGAGCUGUCGAGCUUCACCGGGACCGCCCCAAGGAGCAACCUCAUCCUGCCCGAGCAGCCCAUGAGCGCCGUCCCCACCGUGUCCCCCAUUCCCCUCAGCACCCCAGGGGACACUUUUCCUCUCCCACAGCAUGACGUUGAUGAUGCUUGGAUGGAUUCAUUUCCCGACACGUGCAGCAGCACUUACCAGCCUGCCAUGGGUUACCCCGCCCCCUUCGCCCCGCCGGAGCUCCAAGUGGGACCCAAGGGAGUCACUACCAGGAAGGAGCCGUUGACAUCCAGCACUAUCCAGAACCAGUACCUGAUCAACCUCUCACAGCUGGCCCCUAUAGCACCAGGUGAGUUUGGGGAGGAUUGCAGCCCCCAGGAGGAGUGGACACCCCCCUCACCAAUCCCUCCUGGAUUUUCCAGGCUGGUGGGCGCAGACUCCGAUCACCUGGGCACCGAGAUCCGUGGAGGGCAUCCAGAUCCCAAGUCCCAGUGGCUUCAGCACCAACAACCGCCCCACCAACCUGUGGCACAUCAGUGACCCCCUGACCUGAUACCCCAAAAAAGUGCUGCCACAUCCCAGGAGUCCCAUCCUUGGCUCUUCCCAAAUCCCCGUGGGAGGAAUAAAGACCCUGCAUGAUGCCACUGGA